AUGGCUAAGGGAGGUUUCUACGCAGUAGCGGCGGGGCGCUCAACUGGCGUCUUCACGACGUGGAGCGAGUGUGAAGCGCAGGUAAAAGGCUUCACUGACUGCAGAUACAAGAAGUUUAAGACCCAGGGCGAGGCACAGGCCUUCAUGGACGCCUACAACGGUACUCAGUCAAACCCUAAAGUCAAAAGACCUAGAGACUACAGUACCGUGGUCGAAGAUGAAUUGAAACCACCUUCCGCUCAGAAACUUAAACACGACAAUAAAGCUCAAUCAGCAGACACUUCCAAGCCCGCUGUGGCCAAAGGGAGGAAGACGGGGGUCUUUCGGACGUGGAAAGAGGCCAAAAUUCAAGUCGAAAAUUUGUUCAGCGCCAGUUUCAAGAAAUUUCCAACAAAAGAGGAGGCCGAAGCGUUCGUGAAUCAACACGCAGCAUCAACCACGAGACUAAAUGACGAUCCAGACCCCAAAGAUCCCAAAACUUUGGUGGCUUUCUGUGACGGUAGCGCACUGGAAAACGGACGUCGCAAAUGUCGUGCAGGUUACGCCUGUAUCUUCCCGCACUGUGAGCAGUGGAACGUGGCCAAGCAGCUAGUGGAGGACCGAGCCACGAACAAUAGAGCGGAGUAUAUGGCAGCACUGGAAGCCAUGAAACGUGCCAAUGUAGAGGAUCCUGAGAGAUCUCGGAUGCUGUACAUCUUCUCCGAUAGUAUGCUACUGAUCCGAUCCAUGACAGAGUGGGUCGGUACGUGGCAGAAGAAUAACUGGAACAAGUCGGAUGGAACUCCAGUGCAGAAUCGCGAUCUGCUGGAGCUGCUGGUGGCGGAAAAGGGCAGUCGUCGUAUUCGAUGGACCCAUGUGAAGGCUCAUACGAGAAAACAGGACUGGAGAUCCAAGUGGAACGAUGUCGCCGAUAAUGCUGCUCGGAACGCAGCGUUAAGUGUAGGAGGCAAGUAG
Molecule: messenger RNA, 954 nt
Organism: Phytophthora infestans T30-4
Lineage: Eukaryota; Oomycota; Peronosporomycetes; Peronosporales; Peronosporaceae
Product: ribonuclease, putative
Exons: 1
Coding region: 1-954 (317 amino acids)
Biological process (GO): DNA replication, removal of RNA primer
Molecular function (GO): nucleic acid binding; magnesium ion binding; RNA-DNA hybrid ribonuclease activity
Source: RefSeq, a predicted model, not a curated record